Molecule: messenger RNA, 1095 nt
Organism: Naegleria lovaniensis
Lineage: Eukaryota; Heterolobosea; Eutetramitea; Acrasida; Naegleriidae
Exons: 1
Coding region: 1-1095 (364 amino acids)
Source: RefSeq, a predicted model, not a curated record
AUGGGACAAUGGACAUCUUCACACUCUUCGGCGCCUCGGGUUGAAACAGUUUUGCAAUCCGAUGAACAAUUAUUUUAUUAUCGGAAUUUCCAGGCUCAUGCCAAUUGUGCUGAAAAAGUUAGACAAUACAAAGCAUUGAACAAAUUGAUUGAUCUGAGAGAACAUGUGGAUUCCGAACAUGUAUCAGGAAAAGAUCCCUAUCAAGACUACCAUAAUCGAAAAGCGAAUAAUUUAUCAUCGGAAGAGAAACGAAAGCAUGAGAACAAGUAUCAAUCUCUCAAGGAUAUGAUUUUAGAAAAUGCGUGUGUCAUGUGCCAAGUUUUUGCUGGCAGGCCUGACGAGUCUCAAAGCGAACAUAGAUUACGAGCGUGCAUGGGAGAUGAAUUAGUGGAUUGGAGCUUAAUGAGGAGGAACACUGAUGAUACUCCAGCUAAUCAAAGAGGAGAUUCAGAGGAAGAACAAUUUGCAUCGUAUUCUAACUUACCAUCGUUAAAUAUCGAUUAUGAUCGAGUAGUUUAUUGUUUUCAUCAGGACAAUGCACUUGCUGAAAUGUUUAACAAGUUAACUGCUCACAAAAGGUUGUUAACUCAAAAAGGAUCAUUUCAGCAAUUAUUCCCAAACAUUGUGAACGAAUUAAGAAAAAAGACCAAUGAUGACCAUACGACGCAUGAUUCAGUCAGUCAACCACAAUUUAAUACUGGCAACACGUCAGAUCUCAACUCGAAAUUGUUGCACGAAAUUUCACAGAAACAUGCAUCAAAAGAGCGUGCAAUCCUCGACAGUUGUAUCAACAAAUCAGAUGCUCAGAUACAUCCAGGAGGACAUUCAUGCUUGGGAGAGGCCAUUAUUUAUUCUCAUGCUCUCACCACACAUUUCUGUAAACGUUCUCUCAACCAAUGCUUGGAAAAGAAAGUUCCUUCUUUUAUUAUUGAUGGGCUGGAGGACGAUGAGGCAUGGAAUCAACUCUCUGUGAUUGACUUUUCACAAUGUCUAACCUCAAAGAGUCCCAGAUCAAUGUCUCCAGGAGAAGAUGAAUGUUCUCAUUGCUUUGAUCAGGUCAUGGAAUUCAUGACAGAGACUGUCUUGAAAGAAUAA